GCUGAAAAUGCAUUGCGCACGUACAUUGACAAUGAAGAUGUAGUAAGAGAUGUCCAACGUGAAUAUGAAGUGGUUGUCCAUGAAAAUCAACCUCCGAAUAAUGUUCGUGGGGAAGAUGCAAUGGACAUUCCUCUAGCAGCCCCGGAAGUUGUUGGGCACAAUUGCGAGGUGGAGGGAUACCGUAAUGUCG
Molecule: messenger RNA, 190 nt
Organism: Ilex paraguariensis (yerba mate)
Lineage: Eukaryota; Viridiplantae; Streptophyta; Magnoliopsida; Aquifoliales; Aquifoliaceae
Source: the annotation of a GenBank genome assembly